CGUUGCCUAUUUCGGGGAUUAUAACGCGGGAGGUUUUCUUCGCGUUUACCAAAUGUCCAGCAUGGAAGAGGAACCUUGCGUUGCGUCUUCCCGUUUCUUAAAUGUUUUAGGGUAUUAUGUAGGACUCAUGGCCGUAGCUUCCAGUUUGAUGUUCCUAGCGCAACGAGGAGCCUUGGCUCUGAUAACAUCCACGCGUAUUUAGUGAAUGGGUAUUUCUGUAAUCUGAAAUUAAGUCCCCACACACAGUCAGUAAAAGUGGUGGGCUUGCAUUUUGCGUUGCCCUGUAAGGGAAAGCUCUGGGCCUGGAUGUCAUUUGCUAAUUUGCUGUGGAAUAUUUGUGUUUUUCAGAAAUCAUGCCAAAGAGAACUGCCAGGAGAAAUCAUGGGCAAAGCCGAAGGCUCUGUGGCUAGGGAAGAAUGGCAUGGACACGUUACUGCUCUCUCUGUUGCACCAGAAUUUCGACGGCUGGGUUUGGCUGCUAAACUGAUGGAGCUACUGGAAGAAAUUUCAGAAAAAAAGGGUGGAUUUUUUGUCGAUCUCUUUGUGAGAGUAUCAAAUCAGGUUGCUGUAAAUAUGUAUAAGCAACUAGGCUACAGUGUGUACCGAACAGUCUUAGAGUACUACUCAGCUAGCAGUGGGGAGCCAGAUGAAGAUGCUUAUGAUAUGAGAAAAGCUCUUUCCAGAGAUACAGAGAAGAAAUCAGUUAUACCUCUCCCUCAUCCUGUGAGACCAGAAGACAUCGAGUAACUUUAAGCUGUGGUUCUCAUGCAAUUUACUAAGGGUCAGGUUCCAUCUCCUAUAACCCCCAACAACUUAUGGAUAAGAAGUUUUAGGCCAAAUGUUUUUCCCAUAAAAUACUAAAAAGCAAUGUUGAGAAGCUGACUGCUUAUAUUGGUAAUGGCUGUAUGCUGCCACACUUACUCUAUUAUUUUUCCUUUCACAUGUUGGAGAUUUGGAGACUAUUAAAAUGGCAUUACCUCCUC
Messenger RNA from Vidua chalybeata, 983 nucleotides. It is a transcript of the gene NAA20, whose product is annotated as N-alpha-acetyltransferase 20, NatB catalytic subunit. NCBI's taxonomy places the organism in Eukaryota, Metazoa, Chordata, Aves, Passeriformes, Viduidae. Gene Ontology annotation, biological process: N-terminal peptidyl-methionine acetylation. The record is from RefSeq and is a predicted model, not a curated record. Gene Ontology annotation, molecular function: protein-N-terminal amino-acid acetyltransferase activity. Bases 307 to 747 code for a protein of 146 amino acids. The transcript has 4 exons. Gene Ontology annotation, cellular component: NatB complex.